Molecule: messenger RNA, 5517 nt
Organism: Rhineura floridana
Lineage: Eukaryota; Metazoa; Chordata; Lepidosauria; Squamata; Rhineuridae
Gene: SHROOM1
Product: shroom family member 1
Exons: 10
Coding region: 530-5176 (1548 amino acids)
Biological process (GO): actin filament organization
Cellular component (GO): apical junction complex; cortical actin cytoskeleton; apical plasma membrane
Molecular function (GO): actin filament binding
Source: RefSeq, a predicted model, not a curated record
AGGGGAAACCAAAGAGGACUCAAAAAGAGCUGAGCCCUCCCUUACUGCUUAAGCAGACUGUUCUUCUGUGCGUAAGAGAGUUAAAGGAAUAACAGCAAUAUUUUGCUCCUUGAGAGAAACAAAUACUGUCUGUCAAAACCCUGAUCUCUUUCAGGCGACAGCGGCAGCACCAAAUGAUGGCAAGCAGACUUGACCCUUCACUGCAGAAAGAAGAUUCUCUACUCUUUCCUGCCUACUCUGUGGUCUGCUAUAAACGCACUUUGACAGCCAACCCAAUUCCAGCACAAAGGAAUCUGCCUUAUACCAACUCAGGACAUCUGGUACCAUCUAGCUCAGUACUGAUGACAUGGACUAGGAUUGGCUCUCCAGGAUUCCAAGCAAUGGAUCAUCUCUCAGUUCAUGAAGGGUGACGAUGACAUGUGAAAAUACCUGCAAGGAAAUAUGCUCACUCUUGGCAAUAAGACCAAGGACCCCUUAAUUUUAUGUCAGUUUCUUUCUUGGAGGAACAGAUUGAUUAGUGGUAAAGAAUAUGUCUUUUUAUGAGAAUGAAAUGUCAAGAUGGAACCUCAGGCAUGUCAGAGGUAUAGCUGAGCUCUUGGAGCCUGUAGUUUCACCCAGCAAUGCUAAGAGAUUUUCAUCAGAGAAAUCUAUCAGUGGCAUAGACCAAUGCUUGCACAUUCCUGGAAAAGCAGAUUCUGCAUACAGUUCUUUCUCAGGUGGCUCAAAUAUUCCAGAGUGCCCUAUCCCAUUAGGUUACAAUGAGCAUGAUUCUCUGCCUCUAGAGCAGCUGUCAUAUAUGGACACAGGAUACGUAAGAGGCAUUUUUAAUCUCAGUGCAAUAAAUCCUGGGCUUCCAGAGAUGUAUGAAGACAAGGCAAUAGGAAAGAAAAACCACUAUAAAUUAGAUAAUACUGCCCAUAGCAAGUCAAAUGGAAGCACCCCUACCCAUGGGAUGUCAUACCAAGCAUCAUCACCAUUGGUAGAGUUUUUGUCUCCUCUUCCUCCCCCACCAUCCCCAUCAGCUCAAGUUGAUAGCUAUAAAACUAACAAAAAUGUAGCUCAAACUCAUUCUGGAAUUUGCUUUGAACCCAGCAUGCAAGCUGAAGUGUGCAUUAAAGACACUGACAAAGACCUACUUUUUUACUCCCCAGCAAACUAUCACAAUGAUUACUGGCUCUCUAGAUGUGAGGAUGAAAGCCUAGUCACAGAAGAGAGUGACAUUUGGUAUCCCACCAGUCAAUAUAUCCCCCCCAAAAUUAACUCCCCCAUUUCCACCAAGACCCAGAAGAUUUUGUGCACUCAGAAUUCAGUCUGCACUUACACAGUUCCUGAGGUGAUGGACUCGAAGCCCUCUCCUUUGCUACAUACCAGUCACAAUGCUGUUAAUGAUACACAAGAGAACAAACAGUAUUUUUAUGCUUCCAGUGUACACAAACCACCCUUCAGAGCAACAGAUCUACCAAGCACCAUGGCAGUAUCCAGCACACAGGAGGGGCAGUUUCAUGGUGUUCUGCAUCCAUUCAGAGUUCCUGAUCUUUUGGGUUUAGACCAGGAUGUAUAUGAAAGCUGUAUGAGCUUAAAAUACAUUGGCAGCUCGCUUCCUAACAAGGCUGAGCCAGGAAUAAUUAAGAGCUAUGAAAGCAAGAAAUGUUUCUUCAGUUCUGAGGAAGAAAACAGCAGAGAUGUUUGGCAGCCACUUCUAAAUCAGCAAACAAGAAUGCAAAAGCCACCGAGUCAUGGUUUGGACCUCGCAAAAACUCCUCUCUGUGAAAUCUACGAGACAGCCGACACAAUAUCGUAUUACACUAAUGAUGCCGAGUACUCUGCAUCCCGACCACUGAGUGGAUUUAGAAAAGCAAAGAAAAAUGAUAUGAAUAGCAGCCCUGACCUUCCGACGAACCCGAGGCAAGAGGAAAUGCUCAAGCCUGUUUGUUUUCCAAAGCAACAUUUUUCUAAGAAAGCUGAAAGUCAAUCCCAGGAUGACUCUACCAGUAUAAAGAUAAACAGAAGGACAACUCCUCUUCUUUACUACCUUUCUGGUGGGAAAAAUCCCAGCUUUAUGAGUCAUGAAAACCAGACUCAAGACGAAGAAGACUUUGCUAUGAGAUCUCCAAGGAGCAAUUUCACUGCCGCUACUGAGCCAAUAGAAAUACCAAGAGAUACUAACACCUAUGUGGAUAAUAUUGGCAGCAACAAUGAGGGGCUAAUUCCGAGGAGUCCUGCAUCAUCAGUGGAUGAGAAGUUCAAGAAUGACUAUCGGGAAAAACUUAAAGUUGCUCAAAGUAAGGUCCUGAGAGAAACAUCUUUCAAGAGAAAGGAUUUACAAAUGAGCUUGCCCGUUCGGCUGAAGCAGAAACCCUCUUCACGGCCAUCCAUUCAACAUCUCAGGUCCUUGUCAUUAUCUAGUACAAACGAGGACUCCAAAUUGAUUCCUGCCCCCAAGCCACUGGAAAGCAUCAGCAAUGAAGAUGAAUCAAUGAGGCCACAAACUGCCCGAAUUGGGGGAAGGAAAAGGGCCACCAAAGAACAGAAGAAGAUCUCUUACUCUGAGCCAGAGAAGCUCAACCAGCUGGAUGAUCAAAGAGAUCAAAGUGCAUUGUGGACAAAGAAGAAUGCAAGGUCCCGGUCUGAUGAGAUUAACGAACAAGACAGCAUGAUCAUCGGACGUAAAGCUCAGAGAAAUCAAGGCAGGGCUCUUUUGAAAGCAGAACUGAAGCAAAUACAGCACAACGCGCUUCUUGAGUACAUGGAACGAAAGAUUGGGCAACGGCCUGCUGCCGCACAGAGCAGCACACAGCGAAAGCCUCCUUUGCUACUGAGGACUUCAAAUGCAAAGAGGUUCCUGGAAGACAGUGCUGCCAAUCCCAGUACGAGCAGAAAGCUACAGUCUAUAGAUGGUUUCUGUCAAUUUCCUGUUCCAGGGAAAAUUCUGGAGCCACUGUCUUUCUCCCCUGCUUUAACUUCUACAACUGGUGCCAUGACUGAUAGAUGCAGUGCCAGAUCUCCAGUCUUUGACAUGGCUAAUUCAAAAGUGCAGCCUGCUGACAACGAAGGAAGCUGUGUCAGCAAGUGUGCCUCAACUAAAAGUAUUCAUCACUCAUGUUCUGUCUCCAGUAAAGGACGAGGGAGAUCAAAAUCAACUCCUUCCCCUGUGCAGGUUUUCCAUAGCUCUACAGCCUGCCCUGCAUUGUCAGCUCAGGACCAUGAAUAUUAUCCCACGCACCCCAACUUCCCAUCAAAGGAGGAAUUGGAAGCUGAUCCAUCUGACAAAACUGAUGCUUUGGGGGCUGCAACAAAGCAAAGUCCUUCUACAGCUGAGCGAAGAGGGAAGUCUAUGGAAGAAACGGGAACUUCCAAAAUGAUCAAACUGUCCCCUCUGAGCCAAAGUAUGGAUCAGCUUCACCGUCUGAAGCACUGGCAUAUUUCCUCUGGGCUGGAGACUGGCAAAAACCACCAAGCAGAAAGCCAUCCAGAUACUCUGCAACAUUGUGAGCCUGCAUCAGGGCAUCUGCUCAGACAGCCACAUGCUGAAGGCGUUGCAGGAGUGAGGGGAUUAAAUCCAACAGUCCAAGAACUGGAACAACCUCAUAGCACAGAUCAGCUCAUUAGCACUUUUCGAAGUCUAGGCAAUCCAACUGUGAGCCUUGUACCCCCACCUUCUGUGGGCAAGUUGCCAUCCCCAAAUGUACCUUUGGAGUCUCUUCCUUCUUUACCAGCCCCUUCUCCUGCUGAUAUGGACAAUGAGGUUUUUAAGGACUCUUUUGCGAGCAGCUCAGAAACAGCCUCAGACCUUGCCACCCCCUGUGGACAAAGUAGGGGUACCAUUCCAGACCGAAAAACACCAGAGCUUGCCCUGCCUGCUUCGGCUUUACAGACUUCCAUAAAAGGAAAGCAAAUCAAGGAAAAAUUUAAUACCAGCUUCCCUGUCCCUGAGAAAGAAGAAUCUAGUUUUAGAAAUAGUGGAGAAGAUGAGAAUUCUGAAAAUUCACAUGAUGAAGAGAUGGUUCUUGACUUGCUGUCUUUCUUCCCCAAAGAAAAGAACAGCCAAAAUUCUCAGUUGAAGAAAGAAUUAAGUGAAGAAGCUCAUGUGACUAGUGCAUCUGGGAGAACCCAGUGGCAGCCGUUAAAGGCAAAUGACACAUCACAUGAUUUGGAGAACAGGACAUACUAUUGCUCAGCCCUGUUAGACAGCCAACAACAUAAUACCUGCCACCAAUUAGAAAAUUCAAAAGCUCUGCACAAUGAACAUGAUUGUAACUUUCCGGCACAAGGCACAGAUUUGUCUUUAGCACAGUCAAGAUCUCCAGAGGACCAAAGGUGUGAAGACCUUGCUAUUGAGAUUAUUGCCAAAGACAAGUCUCUGGUUGACAUCCUCACGCCCCAUCCCAUUAGGAAGACAGCUUUAGAUCUCAUGGAAGGCCUUUUUCCUGUAAACAUUUCAAUGUCAGGCAGAUCCUGCAGAAGGAAGGGGGGAAUUCAGCCUAUCCAAGAAAAAGACCAAAGAAGCAGUGAGUGUACAACAGACCCAUCUCAUGGGACUAAGAGUUAUCUUGGAGAAAGCACAGAAGAUGCCACAUUUCACACAAAUAGAAUUCUGAGUAAAGACAGAGAAAGUCUUGAUGAUCCAGACAGCAUCACAUCAAAGAAAAGAGAACUUAUUUCCAGCAUCCAGUUGAAACUACAGACUCUGUGGGAUGAGAGGGAGCUUAUCCAGUCCGAAGCUAAGGAGCAUACUGUGCGCGGGAAGCAGUUGGAGUCCUUGGUGCAAGAACUCUGUAAGCCCAAUGAGUAUGAGCGCUAUAUAAUGUUCAUUGGUGACCUGGAAAAGGUGGUAAACCUGCUGCUGUGCCUAUCCAGCCGCCUUGCUCGGGUCCAAAAUGCCAUGGGGAAAAUGGAUGAAAACACAGAUGCUGAGGAGAAGCAGUCAUUAAAAGAACGGCACAGACUCCUGUCCAGGCAACGGGAGGAUGCAAAGGACUUGAAAGAGAAUCUGGAUCGCAGAGAAAGGGUGGUGUCGGGUAUUCUUUCCAAAUACAUGACCAAACCGCAGCUCCAGGACUACAGGCACUUUGUACAGGAAAAGACAUCUUUAUUGAUUGAACAGAAGGACCUUGAAGAGCAGAUUAAGUUUCUGGAAGAGAAACUGGAGAGGUUGGGGAAGAGCAUUCCUCUUUAAAGCCAUAUCAGUUGGCCACUUCCUUUCAUGAAUGAAACAAUUGUGCUAGAACUCCAUCUGCAGCUGCGGAAACAUUUCAGAAGUGAACAAGGCUGUAUUUGGUGACUUCACAUAGGCAUCUCAGUGCCCCAGUUUUGACAAGGGCUUAAUUGGCCUAGGCAGACAUUCUUAGGAAAAAGUGACAAAACCUCAGCUGUAGGUAGCACAUUUUAUCUUGAAAUGACUGAUGCAAUGCUUGUUGCCUUUCAUUAAUGAGCCGAUAUGCUGUUUUUCCUUCCUGCUGACUGCUGGUCUGUUUCCAGACUGACAUCAUACCAAUAAAAAAUGUGUGUAUCAUGAAA